Messenger RNA from Closterium sp. Naga37s-1, 3693 nucleotides. The record is from the annotation of a GenBank genome assembly. Lineage: Eukaryota; Viridiplantae; Streptophyta; Zygnematophyceae; Desmidiales; Closteriaceae.
AUGGCUGCUGCUCCAGGUCUCCGGAACAGCGCCCCACUGGCAACGCUAGCAAAUCUUUCCACUGGUCUCUCUGCGCCACGUGUCGUCUCCGUCACUGCUCUGAACAGCAGCGCACGUCUCGCGACAGUGGCCUGUUCUUAUGACGUGAAAGGCGGCGGUGACAGUCAGGAGGACAGCAGCAGCAACGGCAGCAGACGCAGCAAGAGAAACAGCAGGAGUAGCAGAGCUAGCAGGAGAGGCGCAUCUGCCGACGGAGGACGGGAAAACGCAAUGGCGGUCGGGGAAGUGACCGUUGGUUUGUCGGGAAAGCUGCCUGCUUACGGGCUCGGUAACGGUGUGGACUACGGCUUGGAGCACGAUACAUGGCAGUGGGGCCCGGUGAGACCGCAACAGCAGCAGCAGCAGCCGGCGUCGCCGCCGCAACCUCCGCCGCUUCAGCUGGGAGGUCUAGAUCCCGAGGGCUGGCAGCCGUGGGGCGUUGAUCGUCAGCAGCAGCAGUCGGUCGUUCAGCAGUCGCAAUCGCUGUCGCAGACGUCGCAGCCGGCGUAUGGUGUUUGGUCGACGCGAAGCAUGUACCCUCCUUCUCCAUCAAACGCACAUCAUCAUCAGCAGCAGCAGCAGCACCAGUUUCCGAGCCUGCGUCAGAAUUACCAACCCCAUCCCGAGCCUCCUGCGUCGCCGUCUAUGUCCCCUUCGCUCGGCCCUUCCCUGUCGCACAUACGAUCGCCAUCCUUGUCGCCAUCGCUGUCGCCCGCGUUGUCGUCGCGUUCGACGCCGCCGGCGUACCAUCGCACGCGUCUGUCGGAGCCAACUCCGACGACACGUCAGCAGCAGCCCGCGCUGGCGUGGCAUGACGUCAUGGCGGAGCUGGUGCGCCGCGGGCAGCUGACGACAGCCGUUGAUGUGUUAGAACAGGCCGUUGCUGACGGGACACAGUUCGAGCCGCUCUCGCCUCUCUCUCUAUCCGAACGACCGAGCUCCACCGCCACGUCGGCAGAUCCUCCCAGCACGGCGGCGGUGCGCAGCCUGUUCGCGGCGCUCCAGAAGGCGGGCGGCCCGGCGGAGCAGGACAACUGGCAGCGCGAGGGGCGGCACCUCUUGGGGCUCGCGUCGCGGGCAUUGGAUGCAGUCGCGGCUGCCGGCUGGAGGGAUCCUCUGCCGUUCACGUGUCUGAUCACCAUGCUCCAGCGCGCCUGCCGCUCGCACGAGCUGCUCGCAUUGGUGGAGCGCAUGCGCGCGCUCGACGUGCCCCUGGACGCGUACACGCUCACCACCGCACUCGGCGCCGCCAUGCGCGUUGCUGACGUGGUCGCUGCUGAGACCAUCUGGGCCGAAAUGACCGCCGCGAGCCACGCUGGUGGUGCUGCCGGUGCUGGUUCCACUGCUGUUGCUGGUGCAGCCGUCGCCGCCGCCCCCUCUGCCGUCGCGUUCACGAUGAUGAUGUCGCUGUACGGCCGCGCCGGCCGCCUCGACGACGCGCUGCGAAUGUUUCGCGAAAUGAAGGCUGCGGGAGUCGCGCCUGACGGCAAGGCCUACUCCACGUUAAUCGGCUCUCUAGCUCGCGCGUUAAGAGCCGAUGACGUGGAGGAAUUAGUCCGUGAGAUGACGGAAGGGACUUCCGCCUCUCCCGCCGCCACCGGCGCCGCGGGUUCCGGCCCGUCUCCCUCGCAGCGCGUGCCGCCAUCAGUGUACACGAGCUUAGUCAGCAUGUACGGACGGUUGGGCCGGCUUGAUGAUGUGGCGCGUGUGCUGCGCGACAUGCGCGCGCGCAAGGCGCAGGCAGAGCAGAGCCUGUUCGUGGAGGCGGUGAAGGGGUGCACUGUGGCGCAACGCAAGGCCACCGCCGCCGCCGUCUCCGCGCAACAGAGCGCGGGAAGCGGCGGAAAGCAGCAGAUAGGCAAGCGUCUCGAGGAAGAGACGGGCGGUGUGGCGCAAGCAGCAGGGGCAACGGCGGUGGCUGUGGCGGCAGUGGUGGCGGAAAUGCGCCUGUUGGGCUGGCGCCCUGAUCCCGCCCUCCUCCGCAACCUCCUCUCCGCGCCUUCCGCCCAGUCGUCCCUCCGCUCCUCCCCGCCCUCCCCGUCCGCGCAGGCAGGGAACGCGUCCGGGGAAGAUGCAAGCGCAGGGGCAAGGGCGGGUGUGGGGGCAGCAGGGUUCGACAAGGGCGGGGAAAAGUCGAGGGGGACGGGAGCAUGGCAGGUGCAGGCUCCGCAAGGGGGUGCGGGGAGCAGGGUGGGCGGAACGAGCGGAGGGGGAAUGAAGGGGCGGGGAGGGCAGCAAUGGCGGGAAGGCAAUGGCGGAAGAAACGGGUGGGCGCAAGGCGGAGGAGGCGGAAACGGAGGCGGGGGAGGGGGAGGGGGAGGGGGAGGGGGAGAAAGGGGAGGCCCGUCUGCGCCUGCCCAGUCCGAAUACUCGUGGUUCUCGCGCAUUCUGCAGUGCAAGCGGCAGAGGAACUUCCAGGAAGCGGCGCGGGUGUAUGAGCGUAUGCGGGCGGCGGGUGUGAAGCCGCAGCAGCAGUCGCUGAGCCUGGCGAUGGAGGUCAUGGGCGAGCUGGGCAACGUGCAGGGCGCUGAACGCGCGCUUGAGGAGGUGGAGGCGGCUGGGACUCCCGUGGACAUUGUGUGUUUCAACACGCUGUUGAACGUGUACGCCAAGGCGGGGAAGUCAAGCAAAGCGCAGGCAGUGUUCACGCGCAUGCAGGCAGCAGGGGUGACCCCCAACACGCGCUCACACACGGUGCUGCUCAAAUCCCUCUCCAAGGACGGCCGGGGCAAGGAGGCCGUUGCUGCUUUUAGGGCCAUGGAGCGUGGCGGCUGCCAUCUGGACGAGAUCGCCUACAACACGGUCAUCAACGCGUGUGGAAACGACCUCCCGGUGGACGAAACCCUCCGUCUCCUCCGCGCCAUGCGCCGCAGCGGCUACCGCCCGAACCUUGUCACACGCAACCUGGUCCUCUCGCUGCUGGUCAAGGCCGGCCGCACGGCCGACGCGAGUGAACUCUUCGAGGAGGCCAGAGCAGCGGGGGAGGAGGACGCGUUCAUGUAUUGCACCAUGGCACACGCGUUUGGGCGGAGGAGGGAGCUGGAGCGCAUGGAGGGCGUGCUGGGGGACGCGGCGGCGCGGCGCAUGGUGUCUCUGCCACUGCUGAAUGCGUGCAUGGACGCGUAUGGCAAGGCGGGGCUGCUUGCGAAUAUGGAGACCUGCCUGGCGCGGAUCCGCUCGUUUGACUUUGUGCCCAACCACACCAGUUUCAACAUUGUGAUCCACGCCUACGGCAUGGCAGGCAUGAUCCCCGAGAUGGAGGAUGCACUGGCGCGCAUGAGGCGCAGCGGGCUGCGGCCCGACGUGUACUCGUACAACAUUCUCAUCGGCGCGUAUGGGGAUGCGGGCAUGCCGUGGGCGUCAGUGAGCAUGGUGCAGCACAUGCAUGCUGAGGGGCUGCUGCAGGAUCAGGUCACCUACCAGAACCUGGUUUCUGCGUUUGAACGCGCGGGGGAUUUCCUGGAAGCUGCGCGGUGGUCGCUGUGGAUGAAGCAGGCUGGCUUUUAUCCCUCUGCACUCAGCAACAGCAGUGCCGCGAGCAACGAUGGGGGCAACGCUGCUUCCAAUCGCAGCAGUGGCAGCAGCGGGGCCAAGAGUGCAGCAGGCACCUCGAACCUGCCAGGAGCAGGGCAGCUUCCAUCCGACCUGCUGUGA